Penicillium cosmopolitanum is the source of this 309-nucleotide messenger RNA. RefSeq lists its product as uncharacterized. The record is from RefSeq and is a predicted model, not a curated record. The transcript has 2 exons. The coding region runs from base 1 to 309 and encodes 102 amino acids. NCBI's taxonomy places the organism in Eukaryota, Fungi, Ascomycota, Eurotiomycetes, Eurotiales, Aspergillaceae.
AUGCAUAGCCCUGAGAGACAUGCCGCCCACCUGAACACUGUUGGUGUUUUGGGACUUCUGGUGUGGGAUAUGGAAUCAACGGGAAGAGUGCCGUUGCCAUUUCUUCACGAAUCAAUAUGCGAUCGCUCAAUACUUUCUAAACGCCCAGAUCCCGAGGUCGAUGGGCCUAAACGUGGGACUGCGAGCACAGAAAUAUCGGAAAGGGGUCUCGACCUGGAUCACCCAUACACACAGGGUCGACAAAAUGCCAUCAAGAACCUUGAAGAGAUCCUUUUGAGGCCUGGACCUGGAAGAUUGAGUGAAUGCUAG